GUAUUCUACCGCCGCUUUAAUCCGCGCGUUAAGAUGGAUUCUCGCCGACAGCCGCCGAAGACGAUCGACGAACUACAAAGGUCACGCGAAACUCGAGCGAACGAUGCCCUGGCAAUGAAGGAGCAGCAAUUGCGUAUGCUGAAUGAUCAGAAUGUCCAGCUGCUGCGUAAUCUGGAUAGGGUUGAGGAGGAUGCAAAUGCCAUACAGCUCGAGAAGGUUGCGGCCGAAUCCGACAACCGAACGCUGCGCGAUGAGAACUUUCGCUUACUAAGCAGAUCCCGAACUGCGGAUGCCCAGUUAUCAUCAAUGAAAACAGAAGCUGCCGAGAAGGAUAAGCAGCUUAGGGUCAUAACUGAUCAGAAUUCAGAGUUGUUACGUUUGCUGGAGACCGAAGAAGCUCAAAGCGCGAAGUUAAGUGCGGAAAAUCAACACUACGGUAGCGAAUUGGAUUUACUGAAAACAAAAUAUGGGACUCUACUUGCCACCGCGAAGACUCACGAAGAAAUGGCAAAUCGAGCAGCACAUGAAGGCCAACUCCGCGCAGAUGAAGUACGUAUCCUGCGUUCUGAGAUUGAUCAACUCAAAACCUUGAACCAAGAGUUAAAGCUCAAAGCUCAAGUUGAGCUGGAGGCACUCCACGAGCAAUUGCGAGUCCGGAAGGAAAAACAGUACCAGCUACUCGAGAAGCUGCAAGCACAAGAUAGGGUUAAGCGUUUAGCAGAGGAUCAAGUAAGUAGCAUGGAAGAAAAACUACGCCAGUUGCAUGCCAAAAGCGUGGAAUUGGACACACACCUACAGGUGGAAACACGGAACCGUCGCAUGAAAGAAGAAAGCAAUCGCAAUCUGACCGCUGACCUUAAUAACCUGAUGGAAGAGGUCAAAGAAGUCAGAAAUCGGUCAAAUCUUGCGGAUAGCGAAAGACUCCGCAUAGAAGCAGAGGCAAGGGACAGUGGUGACCAAUUGCGAGAAAUGGCCGAAAAAGUUUUCCAGCUGCUCGAGCGGCUCAAACUAGCAGAACUCAGUAAAACUCGGGCCAUGGAGGAGCUUAAUAAGCGGGAAGCCGAAGCAGUAGCACUAUCGAAGAAAAAUGCAAGGCUACUGAAAGAAGCAACAAGAGAAGGACGAGGCAGAGUGAAAGCUGAACUUGACAAAAAGAUAUUACAAGACCAGCUACGAGCAGUCAGAAAGCAUAACUCUGUGCUGGCAUCUCGUUGUCGUGAAGAGGUUCGCCUCAAGCUAGAAGAGCGUGAAGAAAAAGGAGUUGCGGUGGAAAAGGUCAAGACUUUUAGUGGUCGCCUUGGGUUUCUCUUAAACAAGAUGCAGACAGAUGAAGAAGCCAAGGUUGUGCGAACAGAGGAGAUGCGAAAACUCGAGGCACAGCUAAAGACUUCAAAUGAUCAUCUAUCCAAGCUGCAAGCCAAACUGGAUGAUGCCAAUGAAUCUAAUCGCAUCAUAUCACAGGCGAGUAGAAUCAAACAAGAGGAGCUAGACACAACAAAAGCUAGAUUUGAUGCCCUUUUGGACAGCAGGCAAACAGAAAACGUCCAAUCUAGCACAGCCAAAAUCCACGGGAAUGAUUCUGGCCAAAAUCCCCACGUAAGUCCUGCUGAAGCGAAUGGUCGAUUUCUACUGGACACCAGCACUUCUUCCGACUUAAUCUUGCUCAAAGGCAAGAAAGCAAGCUGGAGUACUUGGCUUGAAGCACAUGAUGCAAAUAAGAUACUCAAACGCGCGCAGAAUUCACCCAAUACUAGGGAGUUGCUUGUUCAACAUAUAGGAAGAUGUUAUGGCAUGUUGAUGGCUCAGGAAGAAGGCAGGGACACUUUGUACCGGGAUUUGCAAGACUGUGAACAACAAAUCGAGCAUGUUGCACGUAAAUGUGCACACGUCCAGGAAAAGCUUCAUCUUGAAGAAGAGGCCAAAAGGCGUACUCUUCUACGCUAUGUCCAUUCAGUUAAGAAUACCAGUAUCCCUAGCAUUAUAAGAAGUGUAGAAAAAUCAGACGAAGUUGGCGUGAUACAGCUCCCCGAGUCGUCGAUCUCUGAUGAAGAGCUACACGCGAUUUCGGCACUUCUGCGUGGUGAUAUGUCAAUCCAACAGCUUAUCCUCCGGGACAACAUGAUAUCAGAUGAUGGGGUUCAUGCCUUAGCAUCAGUCUUGGCGGGUAAGUCCAAUAUUAGUACCAUCGAUCUUCGCGGAAAUAGGAUGACGCCCCACGGAAUUCGGAUACUUGCAGAAGCACUAGAGCGAUCUGAAAGAGUACGUCAUGUCUACGUGCACGCAGCUGGGAAAGUAGAGGCCCUGGGUAUUGCUAAAUGGACUCCAGUAAAUCCCCCAGACGGUGCGACAACAGCGGAGUUCUCAGCAAGCGUUGAGACUGUAUGUUGCGUGGACUGCCGAGAUAAUAUUCAACACGAUCAGGAACAGCAGAAGAUUACCAAUAGCUUAAAAAAGUCUGAGGUUCCUGUAGCUGUUGCUAAUCACAAGAGGUUAGCGCGAGAAAAGAAAAUUCAGCGCAUGAGUGCCGGCAAGGCAACGAGAGGACCCAUGGCAAAUUCGUCUAGAGUGGGGGUGUUCCCAAACUUAGGAGAGGGCCUCACUGGCCACCAGAGGCGAAAAUGA
Pelagomonas calceolata is the source of this 2622-nucleotide messenger RNA. The record is from the annotation of a GenBank genome assembly. Lineage: Eukaryota; Pelagophyceae; Pelagomonadales; Pelagomonadaceae.